AUGACCUUAUACCUCCUCCUUGGGAACUUGGGUGCUUCAGUAAUUGAGGUAGCAAAUGAUGCCAUUGUUGCAGAGAUCGGAAAACAACCUACUCCCUCUUCGAAGAACUCGGAAUCAUCUUCCUCAAGUGAGCUCCAGUCAUUCGUUUGGAUGGCCUCCUCAAUUGGUGGAGUCCUGGGUAACCUUCUAUGCGGUGUUGCCAUAGGCCGUAUCUCCCCACAGGCAAUGUUUCUUUUGUUUGGCAUUCUUCUCACCGUCCAAUUUUUCAUUACAAUAUUCAUCCACGAAAACUCCCUUGACCUCCCCAAGAGUUCAUCCAAGGUGGGUAUCAGAAAGCAACUUUCAGAGCUCCUAGUUGCACUAAAAAAACCAGAGAUCUCCCUUUCUAUGACCUGGUUUGCCGCAUCUUAUGCCAUAAUUCCAGCUUUGACAGGCACGAUGUUCUAUUAUCAAACACAAUACUUAAAUAUUGAAUCAUCAAUUUUGGGGAUAUCUAAGGUGUUGAGACAGGCGACAAUAUGUUUUGUUCGUGAAAGGGGUAUAUCGCAAGCACCUGAUUCACUAUAUGUUGUGGUUUUCUCAGGCUUUCUAGAGGUUUUGUACUUCUUUAAGAUUCUACCUUUCAGUGUUCUAAUGGCACAGCUCUGCCCACCAGGAUGCGAGGGUUCUGUAAUGGCAUUUCUGAUGUCUGCUAUUGCUCUUGCAUUUGUACUGAGUGGGUACCUUGGCAUUGCGCUUGCAUCAUAUGUUGGGGUGACAGGGAAUGAUUUUUCAGGCUUGCAAUGCGGCCUUCUAAUACAGGCGGCAUGCACAGUUUUGCCACUUUUUUGGUCAUCGUGUAUCCCAGAUGAUGUGGAACUCAGAAGCAAGAAGAAAGAAAACUAA
This is a messenger RNA of Ilex paraguariensis (yerba mate), 885 nucleotides long. NCBI's taxonomy places the organism in Eukaryota, Viridiplantae, Streptophyta, Magnoliopsida, Aquifoliales, Aquifoliaceae. The record is from the annotation of a GenBank genome assembly.